Messenger RNA from Macrosteles quadrilineatus (aster leafhopper), 2789 nucleotides. Its product is annotated as solute carrier family 52, riboflavin transporter, member 3-A. NCBI's taxonomy places the organism in Eukaryota, Metazoa, Arthropoda, Insecta, Hemiptera, Cicadellidae. The record is from RefSeq and is a predicted model, not a curated record. The coding region runs from base 127 to 1545 and encodes 472 amino acids. Gene Ontology annotation, cellular component: plasma membrane. Gene Ontology annotation, molecular function: riboflavin transmembrane transporter activity. Gene Ontology annotation, biological process: riboflavin transport. The transcript is spliced from 4 exons.
CAGCUUUCUGCUAGCUAGACGGAUUGCGUCAGUAUGGUUUAGAGGUUAAAAGUUAAUAUUUUUCAAACUUUCAAAACAUGUUCAAUAUUUGAGUUAUAUUUUAGUGAAUUUGUAUUAAGGUGUAACAUGACUAAUAACACCAACGGAAACCAUCAGGUCACCUCUAAUUUAGCUGGGUCGGAGUCAUCGUCACUUAUAGAAGAAUCCAUCAAGUCUCCUCAAUCUACAGACAUGAAACUCAGCAAUAAUUGUUGGAAAAGUAACAGAAAGUUACAGGUCGACAUCUUUGCCUGUAUGUUUGGUAUCAGCGCAUGGGUGUCAAUCAAUGGAAUGUUCACUCAACUUCCAAUCCUAGUGCAGACAGCACCUGAGGGCUGGUCCCUUCCCUCCUACCUCUCUUUGAUCAUCCAAUUCGGCAACAUCGGUCCAGUUCUGUACAGUCUGUCUUUAAAGCUCUGCCCACAACGGAUCUCCGAUAGUAAGCUGAUAUACUUCACCCUCUUCAUGGGUUGUGCCUCGCUCAUGUCAUUGGGGCUGUUUUACGAUCAAAUCUGGGUCGUGUUUGAUGAACGUCACAGCAUGGUAUUGUUCAUAAACACAUUUUUCCUCGCCAUAGUCGGUUGUAUAAGUUCAACACUGUACAUGCCGUUCAUGAACAACUAUCCAGAGGUGUACUUGGUUUCCUAUGUAGUCGGAGAAGGUCUCAGCGGAUUUGUACCAAGUAUCAUCGGCCUGGUACAAGGAGUUGGUGGCAAUCCUACCUGUGUAAACUCUACGUCACCGAGUGGAGAGGUGAACCUAGUUCCGUACACUCCACCCCCAAAUUUCUCCCCGGGAGUGUUUAUUUUCAUUUUAUUCUCCAUGAUGGUUGCCGCUAUGGUCUCUUUCUUUAUGCUGAACAAUCUGUCCUCCUGUAAAGCGGAGAAAGUUCAAGAUCCAGUCAAGAGGGAUUCUAUCGUAUCUCCGGUUACUCCUGUUGAAAUGUUUAUGGAGCCUAACACUUUUACCUCCCCAAAGCCUCCUGAUCAAGUGAUCACGCCGCCCAUGUUCAAAAUGUACCUUGUCUUAACAACUAUUGUCUCUAUGGUGGCCAAUGGGGCUUUACCUAGUGCUCAGUCUUACUCGUGUUUACCUUAUGGUAGUCUCGCGUAUCAUCUCGCUGUCAACCUAGGAAACAUGGCCAACCCCAUCGCAGCGUUCCUCGCUGACCGAGCGCCUCACACAGACCUCUCCUGGGUCAUUUCUCUUUUCUCCUUGUCUGGGAUCAGCAUAGUGUUUUCUCUAAUGACAGCCGCCAUGAGUCCAAACCCUCCUCUGCAGCAUUCCGGCUGGGGGACAUUUAUUAUCGUGGUCUGCUGGGUGAUGAACUCUAGUCUCAUCUCGUAUGUCAAGAUGUCUAUCGCCACAGUGUGUCGGAGAUCAGGAGGUCGCAGUUUGUACUUUUACGGUAUGUCAACACAAGCCGGAGCCUUUAUUGGGUCAUCAAUUAUGUUCUACCUCAUCACCUCAAAACAAAUAUUUACAAGCUACAACCCAUGCAGCUAACAAAGUGGAACGGCUGCUUAGUGAGUUUGAAUGGUGCUGGAUUCACCAUUUUGUGAUAAAAUCAGGUCCAGCUUACAGUAGUAGAUUCCUUCUGAACUUUUUUUGUCGUCAUGCUCAAUUUAAUUUGGAUGAAGAAUUGUUAGUUGGCUAUAAAUUAAUGAUCAAUGAUUAAUGUGUAGAUAAACAAAUCUGUUGAGAGAAUUUAGGAGUUUUUCUAUCUAUAAAAUCUUAAACUAAAUCCUAACAAAAGCUUUAAUUUAUACCAAUUUAAUUAUUCACAAAUGGACAUUUAAAAAUGUAACGAAAAGAAGUGGGCAGUUGUCCCUAAGCAUUGGGUAUAAUAGAAUUUAUUUUUUAAGACCAAACUAGACACUCGUCUCAACUAGCUGUAGCCAAUGUUUUGUUUUAGUGAUUAGUUUAAUCAGCAUCUUACAGUGUGAGUAGGAGUCUAAAUUAUAUUUACUCCUUUAAUUAUUUUUCGAACCUUGAAUGUUGAAUUUCCAUCAAAGCAGGGUGUCAUGGUGCCGGAACAAGUGGAAUUUGAAUAAAAAGGCUGCCCUAUACCUCAGCUCUGUGCCAGGUGCACCGUUCCGACACUGCAAAAAUUGCCAUGACACCAUUGCAUAAAAGAUUCGUUAGUUUAUAAUAUGUUGUCUUUUGAGUUUUGCUCGGUUAACAAGUCGGUAUUCAACAGAAAUCACUAUAUUAGACAGCAGCCCACUCUGCUGGAGCAAUGUCAAUAAUAAUUUAAAGGUUGGCCACAUCUUUGACAUUGAAUAAGAAUUGUAUACGUCCAUUACUUAAAUUGAGCAUAGUGUCAGGUCAAGUUCUUAAACAAGGUAUAUCCGUGGACCUGUUUAGUGUUAUAAAUACUUACAUAGUUCCAGUAGUAGUUUUAGUUAACAUAGAAAAUGUUCAAUAGUAGUAGUUAAUAACAGAUAUAUUUUGGUAACUGAUUGUCAGUUCUAAACAGGAAAUCAUUUUGGCAAGCAAGGAAAGAAUAAUAAAAAAUGGGUGAGGUUCAUAAGGUCCAAAUUUCACAAAGUCCAAUGGUUAAAAUAUUAAUAAACAGAGCGUUUCACAAGGUCCAAUGACUAAGAUAUUAAUAAACAGAGCGUUUCACAAGGUCAAAAUUUCACAAAGUCCAACGCUAAAAUAUCAAAUGAACAGAGCAUUUCACAAGCAUAAGGUCCAAAACUAUGACAUUCAAAUAAUCAUCGUUUUACAAUGUCCAAAUUUCACAA